Impatiens glandulifera is the source of this 561-nucleotide messenger RNA. Its product is annotated as pectinesterase inhibitor-like. Lineage: Eukaryota; Viridiplantae; Streptophyta; Magnoliopsida; Ericales; Balsaminaceae. The record is from RefSeq and is a predicted model, not a curated record. Gene Ontology annotation, molecular function: pectinesterase inhibitor activity. Bases 1 to 561 code for a protein of 186 amino acids. The transcript has a single exon. Gene Ontology annotation, biological process: negative regulation of catalytic activity.
AUGUCCUCUUGUAGCCAAUUGCUAGUCUUUCUCUUCGCAGCCUAUUACGUUCUCAUCGCCACUUCUUCCCCAAUAGGAGAUCCAAGAGUCAAGUCAUCAACAACUUUGAUCCAAAAUGUAUGCUCUAAAACUCAUAACCUUAACCUUUGUAAUGAUAUAUUGAAUUCUGAUCCUCGAAGUGCACACGCCGAUCUGAAAGGCCUUGUCCAAAUACUCAUCGAUAAGACAUAUGCUAAGGGGAAUUUUGCAUUAACUGUGAUCGCGUCUCUUUACAAAAACGCAAACAACACCGAGACUAAAGAUCAACUGCAUUUGUGUGUUAUAUCUUACAAGAGUGCAAUGAACAAUCUCAAUAAGGCGAAUGCAGCUCUAAAGUCUGGUAAUAGAGAAAUUAUUAGUGAUAUAACAUCUGUUAUAGAUGGAGCUGAGUCAUGUGACGAUGUAUACGACGGUCCACCGGUCAUUCCUCCUAAGCUUGAACAAGCUAACAAGAACUUUGAAGAUAUUGCUAACAUUAUUUUCUCAAUAUUAUUUUCUCAAUUAGUAAACUUCUGUGAAUGA